Messenger RNA from Monascus purpureus, 345 nucleotides. The record is from the annotation of a GenBank genome assembly. NCBI's taxonomy places the organism in Eukaryota, Fungi, Ascomycota, Eurotiomycetes, Eurotiales, Aspergillaceae.
AUGUCGGGUCAAUGGACAUUGUCCUGCUCCGCACUGGCUGCCGCCGAGAGUCUCGGGCUGAACCUGGACCCUAGCGACUGGAGACUGCCGCGGUGGGAGAUGCAUCUGCGCAGGCGGCUGUGGUGGAUUGUGUAUAUUGAUCAUAUCUGGUCUGCGCUGGUUCUUGGACGUCCGUCCCAUGUGAAGGAUGAGAAUUGGUCUGUUUCGAAGCUCACUCUGGAGGAUUUGGAGGUGGAUGAGCACGGGUCUUCAGAGGUGGGAAAUCACAUCCGCGGUCAGAGUGCGUAUUUUCUUUCUCUGUGUGACUUGACGGGGAUUGCGAGCGAUGUGUUGAGUCGUCUGUAG